Molecule: messenger RNA, 963 nt
Organism: Fusarium tjaetaba
Lineage: Eukaryota; Fungi; Ascomycota; Sordariomycetes; Hypocreales; Nectriaceae
Product: pisatin demethylase cytochrome P450
Exons: 4
Coding region: 1-963 (320 amino acids)
Molecular function (GO): heme binding; iron ion binding; oxidoreductase activity, acting on paired donors, with incorporation or reduction of molecular oxygen
Source: RefSeq, a predicted model, not a curated record
AUGUUCACGGAACGAAAUCCCAGCAUUCACAAGGCCUUGAAAGGCUCAGUCGCGCAGAUAUUCUCCAUGACAAAUAUGCGUAAUUUCGAGGUGUAUGCCGACGAAUGUAGCGCCAUCUUCUUAGAUGCGAUGCGCGAUCUCGAAGGGCAGAGGUUAGACCUUGCACACUGGCUACAAUGGUAUGCUUUCGAUGUCAUCGGGAGCAUCACAUUUCAACGACGAUUCGGGUUCCUGGAGAGGAGAUAUGAUGUCGACGAAAUGAUCAGCAAGAUCAACGACGGCCUCGAGCUUGUCAAAAUCAUCGGGCAGUCCGAAUGGUUGGUUGCACUGUUCGACAGAUUGUAUGCCAAUUCCUGGAUCAGGGAGAACUACUGGCCUGACACUAUGGACAAGUUCUUGAAAAAACUGCAAAGAGAAAUUGACGAGGCUGAUGGGGCCGGUCACCUCUCAGAGUACGUGACAUAUCAAGAGUCGUUGAAACUGCCAUACUUCCAAGCUACAUUAAAGGAGGCCAUGCGAAUACAUCCUGCUGUGGGAUUUCCUUUGGAGAGAUAUGUACCUGAAGGAGGUGCAGAAGUUUGUGGCUACAGUCUUCCAGCUGGCACUAACAUCAGCACUUCUGCGCCACUGAUGCAUAUGGACAAGGGCGUUUUUGGUCACGACGCCCGGAUCUUUCGACCUGAGAGAUGGCUGGAGGCUUCGCCAGAGCAGUUGAGUCUCAUGGAUCGCACCUUUAUUGCGUUUGGGCACGGUUCUCGAACGUGCAUCGGUAAAAAUAUCUCCCUCAUGGAGAUGGGCAAGUUGAUCCCACAGCUCUUCCGUCAUUUCGAUAUUGAGUGGGCUUCGGAGCAGUCAGAGUGGCACACACAUGCCGCCUGGUUUUGGAAGCAGUCGGGAUUGUUUGUGAAACUUAAGAGGCGGGAAACAAAAGAAUGGUGUACGGCGACCGAGCUGGGAAUCUAG